Messenger RNA from Ramularia collo-cygni, 597 nucleotides. Its product is annotated as related to tRNA splicing endonuclease delta subunit. Lineage: Eukaryota; Fungi; Ascomycota; Dothideomycetes; Mycosphaerellales; Mycosphaerellaceae. Gene Ontology annotation, molecular function: nucleic acid binding. The record is from RefSeq and is a predicted model, not a curated record. The transcript has a single exon. Gene Ontology annotation, cellular component: tRNA-intron endonuclease complex. Gene Ontology annotation, biological process: tRNA-type intron splice site recognition and cleavage; tRNA splicing, via endonucleolytic cleavage and ligation. The coding region runs from base 1 to 597 and encodes 198 amino acids.
AUGGCCGUAACACAGAUGUCGAGCACACAGGUACCUCCACCACUAUCAGCGCUGCAGAAAUUACUCGAUGCCAACCCGGCCCCGGCAGCAUCACCUCACGCGCCAGAACUCCAUCAGCUCGCGCUGAAGGUCGCGCACAAUCUGCGCUACCAGCACUUGUGGACCGACGUCCGACUUCACACGGACUCGACUCUAGCGGAUCACUCUCUUACAAGGCCUCUCGUCUCCGGAAUCCCGCCUCAGCGCCUGUACGUCCAUCCAGACGAGCAAAUCGAGCUGCUACAACAGCAAAAGGACAAGGGCAAGACCGGAUUGCCCGAGCUACCACGAGAGCGCGAAUGGGUUCUCCCAAGCCAUUUGCGGGAGAAAUGGAGUCUGAAGCGCUUUGGUCAGGCUUUUGAUGGCAUCGAGGCCGUUCCGUCACAUGUGAAUGGGCACGCGCUCUUUCCCACGCAGCAGAGAGAGGAAAUUGAGGGUUCGCCUAGCAAAUGGCGCACAACGCUUCCCAAGAGACUUCUUCUUGGUACAUUGGACGAUGAUAGCACUGUUGUGUAUUACAUUGUGCACGAUGRCAUCGUGAAGCCAAGACAGAAUUGA